Molecule: messenger RNA, 1503 nt
Organism: Rhipicephalus microplus (southern cattle tick)
Lineage: Eukaryota; Metazoa; Arthropoda; Arachnida; Ixodida; Ixodidae
Product: E3 ubiquitin-protein ligase RNF31
Biological process (GO): protein linear polyubiquitination
Cellular component (GO): LUBAC complex
Molecular function (GO): K48-linked polyubiquitin modification-dependent protein binding; linear polyubiquitin binding; zinc ion binding
Source: RefSeq, a predicted model, not a curated record
AGUUCCGGCUUAUCUUAUUCGUGUUGCCCGACGCACCACAUGGGCGGUUUCGCCUCGAGCGUCGCUUUUCUUCAUCAAGAAGCGGCAGGCAAUAUGGAGCCGCCGAGAGCAGUCAUCAAUCCGGUACAAAUCACACGCAUGGCUGGAAUCAUUACGGAGCAUGCCAGAAACUUGAUCACGGAUAGAGAAGUAUGCACUUUUGGCGAAGGCAUCCUCGCAGUCCUUCUUACCAAGAUGGGCUACGACAAAGAUAAAGCUCUGCGCGCAGCCCGUGAGAAGGAGUCCAUCAGAAGCGCGUUGUUCUUUCUGAAGGACGCAGUUUUCAAAGAUUGCGUAUUGUGCUACCAUAGCUUUCUGGAAAGUGACUUGACUCAAAAUAAGUUGAUACCGUGUGGGCACACUGCCUGUGCGAACUGCUUGAAGACGCAUUUUUGGACGCAAGUACAUCGGGGAAAGCUGUCAUGUAUAGAAUGCUCAGCAGAAGUCGACCAGUCGCUCAAUAUAAAUGUGUUGAACCGAAUCUUCGGGGAAGAAUAUGCUUCUUUUGAUCACAGAUUGCUUCUCUGUUGUUUGGAACAAACCGGCGAGGAGAAGUACUGUGCUAACAAAAUGUGCGGAAUGAUGUUGAGUGUGCCGAGAGAACUGUGGAAGAUGCAGUGUCCUUCCUGCAAAACUAUUGCAUGUACAAAGUGUGGAAACGAAUGGCGGAAGGAGCACGAGAACAGAUCUUGUGAUGAUUUUAUGAAAUGGAAAAGUGAGAAUGACCCAGAUGACCCCGAAUAUAAACUUCAGGACCUGAUAAGGAGAACUGCCAUCAUGUGCCCUCAUUGCAAGACGCAGUACUUCAAAGCCAAAGGUGGCUGUGCCCACUUCACGUGCAGGAACUGUAAGAGAGCGUUUUGCGAAUGCUGCAAGACAGAAUUCUGGAAGGGACAGGCGUGUGGCAACGAAGACUGUAAGGGUAGAGGCUUGCACGGCCAUCAUCCAAGGAAUUGUUUCUACUACACCAGAGAUUACCCGUGUGAAGAUCUCCAAAAACUUCUCGAGGACGCGGGUGUUCCGGUCGACGAAAUGGCCCCGCAAGUUGUCACGGACGCAUGUACUGUCAGCAUCACCAGCGACGACUAUAGCGACUCUGCGUGUGGCCUCCCAGUACUGAAAGGCGGGAAGUGCGAGAAGCAUUACAAGGAGAUUCUGUGUGACUUGAUUUACCGCCAUCGUGUGGAUGUUCUGAACCUUUUCAACCAAGACAAGCUAGAAAAUGAACUUAAGAAACACAAGAAAGACAUGCCACAGCUUUCCUCGGAUCUUAGCCCUGACGAAAAAUUAAUCCGCCUCUGCGAGUUCGUCGCCCAGGCCGUCCCACUUGCACCCUAAAUUGACGGAGAGCCAACAAGCACAAGUAAUGUUUUUCAAAUUGCGAUUGCCUUGUAAUUGUAGAUUUGUGGUGGGCUGUGUUUCUUAAUGAAAUCCAAUAAAAUAUAUAUAUAAAGUUUGAUGUUA